This is a messenger RNA of Apus apus (common swift), 4451 nucleotides long. It is a transcript of the gene VTI1A, whose product is annotated as vesicle transport through interaction with t-SNAREs 1A. The record is from RefSeq and is a predicted model, not a curated record. Gene Ontology annotation, molecular function: SNARE binding; SNAP receptor activity. Gene Ontology annotation, cellular component: endoplasmic reticulum membrane; SNARE complex; Golgi apparatus. The transcript has 9 exons. Lineage: Eukaryota; Metazoa; Chordata; Aves; Apodiformes; Apodidae. Gene Ontology annotation, biological process: vesicle fusion with Golgi apparatus; retrograde transport, endosome to Golgi; Golgi to vacuole transport. The coding region runs from base 341 to 1015 and encodes 224 amino acids.
ACCCGCCAUGCCGCUGCAGGGAGCGGGGGCUGCCAGGCCCCAGGUUGCCGGGCGCGGGCCGGCAGCCGCCGCCGCCUGCUUCUCCAGGCCUGGGGCUGCGGUUUAAGCGCCGGGACAAAGGCCGCCGGGCCGCGGCAGCGGGGAGCUGGGCCGCGCGAGUGAGAGCACCUGAGAGAGGGGCGGGGAGCUUCGCCGGAACCUGUGUCGAGGCUCCUAGCGGCCCGGGGACGCUUUCGCAGGACGCGGAAGCGGCUCGGUGCGGAGCGGCGGGGAGCGCCGGGCUGAGCGCGGAGCCUCCGCGGAGCGCAGCGGGAGCGCGGCCCCUCCCGGCGCCGCCGCCAUGUCCUCCGACUUCGAGAGCUACGAGCAGGACUUCGCGGUGCUGACGGCCGAGAUCACGGGCAGGAUCGGGAAGGUGCCGAAGCUGGUAGGAGAUGAGAAGAAGCAGAUGGUUGCAAAUGUUGAGAAACAGCUCGAAGAAGCAAGGGAACUGCUUGAGCAGAUGGAACUUGAAGUUCGAGAGAUCCCACCUCAAAGCCGAGGAAUGUACAGCAGUCGAAUGAGAAGCUACAAACAAGAAAUGGGAAAACUUGAAGCUGAUUUUAAAAGGUCACGGAUUGCCUACAGUGAUGAGGUGCGGAAUGAGCUCCUAGGGGAUGACGGGAAUUCCUCAGAGAACCAGUUGAUAAAAUUACGUGAAGAGAGGGCACAUCUGCUCGAUAACACAGAGAGGCUGGAAAGGUCAUCUCGGAGACUAGAGGCUGGAUACCAAAUAGCAGUGGAAACCGAGCAGAUUGGACAGGAGAUGCUGGAAAACCUCAGCCAUGACAGAGAGAAAAUCCAACGUGCUCGGGAAAGGCUUAGAGAAACAGAUGCAAACCUUGGGAAGAGUUCCAGGAUUUUGACGGGAAUGUUGCGAAGGAUCAUCCAAAACCGGAUUUUGAUCGCUAUUCUGGCAGUCAUCAUCAUCUUCACCACCAUGAUGGCUAUUUUUUUGUCUGUCAGGGGACGCUGAUAUCUUUGUUCUUCAGUAAACAGCAACAAACUGCUUGUUCUGAGUAAUUAAGACAAAGUGGUCACAUGAAUCAUUCUCUUGCACUGACAGAGUCUUGCUCUCUUUUCCACUCUUCAACUCAGGUGCAAGUGGUGUAAAGAAUUUUCUAUUAUUGAUGGCAUAGUUGAUGGCAUGUGGAGUUGAUUAUUUUUUCUUACAUUUUGUGUCUUUAUCUGAGUGUUUUGAGAAUCUUAGUAUUUGUUGGGGUGAGGGCUUGUUCCGGUGUAAAAAGAUUUAACGCGUGUCAAAUUCUCCCCCAGACAAUUAGCCUGUAAGUUGCCAGAGUUUAGAGAGGGAAGAGGAGUCUUUACACUUUUCUUGUGUUAUGCAGGGUGUAUGAAUAUCAAGCAGUAUCUGGCCUUCUGUGAUACAGAAUAUAAGUAAAGCCAAGACCAAAUGAUGUAGAAAGUGAACCUGUCUCUAGUGACUAACUCCGCAAUCAUGAAUUAUCAUAAUAGAUUUAACCUGGUUAAGAACAGUAGUUAUUUUAAAGAGAGCAACUUUAGGAUGAUGUUUAAUACCUGAUGUGAAUCCAACACUCUAUUUAACCUUUUUUUUUUUUUUUUUUAAAUUAAGUUUUCUAUACUUCUUAUUCAAAACAAUUCCACUUUCCUCAAAAUCAUGAUAAUACAUCUCUUACCCAAAAUGUAGCUGUGACCACAGUCCAUCUGCUGAGCCUGUUUUAAAUCUUCCAGUGUUGAUACAUGUACCGAUAAGCAUACACACUAGGCCCUUACUGAAGAUGUGUAAUGAUACUUAUCUAUUCAUUGCUGAUUGAAAAGAGAUCCUAAGUAAUAGUUCAGUGACAAAUAUGUGAUUACAGUGCAUUAAACAAAAAUCUAGAUUUUUAAUAUUGGCCUGACUAUGUUGAGACUGCAUGUUGGAAAUAUUUUUAGUGCAUUAAAUUCUGAUGUGAUAUUCCCCUUUUGAAACAGAAACUGUAAAAACGUUAAUUUAUACAUGCUUUUAGCUGAUAUAAUAUAUCAUAGUUUCAUCUACCUGUGUGUAAAUGAGCUGUGUUUCUCUUUUGCUAUUGGCUGUGCCUCCCCUGUAGACAGGUCUAGGUCAUUUCGCUUAUAAUUAAUCUUACAACUCCAGCAAAGGUCUCUCUCUGGUAAUGUGGUGAAGUAAUUUUCAUUAUAACUUUUAAAUUCAUUAUAUGCAAUCCCUUACAAAUAUUACAAAUUGAGAGGGAUUUUAAGCCCUUGAACUUAAGCCAUAAAAUCUUUUCAGAGAGAUGUUCAAAGAAACAAAAAGCUGGUGGCUUUCAAACUCCCCUCAAAUUAGGUAGGAACUGAGCACUGAAUUCUCAUGUGUGCCUUAGUACUUUUUGGAAUUUUGGCAUCCUUGAGGUCUCUGCUGACUCGCUGUGCUGUCUCUGGGAUUUGCUGGUACAAAAGCUCGUGGGUAAUCCAGAGCUACGAUUUUGGGAGGUGCUGCUCUCUGCAGUGAAGCUCAGUCAUGUUCAGCAACUCACCUCCAUGGCCCUGCACUACUUCAGGGCCUUGGGACCCUCCUCACCCUCCUGGGGCACCCUCUCCUUUCAUCCUUGUGAGGUGUGUGGUGUUUAUGACGUGGCUCUGGGACACAGAUUGGGGUGCUUAGCUUACAACGUGGAGACUGGCUGGCCUUCAGUCACCACGUGCGCUCAAAUUAAAUUUGGGGUGUGUAAGCAGAGCUCUGGCCCUUAGCUUUGAGUGGUGGCACUGAGCUUAGUUCAGGCAAAUGAGAACGAAGCCUUGGCAUCAUUAGAAAGUAUUUAUUCUCUCCUAAGCAAAUUAAGAGAUGCACAUUUUGUAAAAGCAGAAAACUGUCAAGAAGGAAAUUGUAAGCUCCGUCUGUUGCCUAGACAUUCUCCGCAUUGCCUCAAUAAUUUAACUAUCACGGGGAUUGAUUCAUGGCUACUGAUCUUAACAGUGACCUAUGACUAGGUUUUGCCCUCUAUCUAGCCACCUGCUGGAAUCAGCAAAAAGCUGAAAGGAAGCUAGUUUUCCUUAUCCCAGUAUAAAUCUAGGGCAUAGUGUCACAUCAGAUACAUCCGCUCAGAUGGGAAUGAGGGAGCGAGAGAGGCUGCCACGCAAAGUCUUCAUCUUCACUUUUGAUGAGCCUGCCAUCGCUAUGUUUCUUGUACUAACCUGUUAAUAGCUCCUCUGUGCCUGCUUUGCGUCCUCCUGUACUCCCCUCAUGUAAAAUAGCGCUCAGGUGGAUGUUACGCUCUUCAGAGCAGUGUUGCUGGUCACUCUCCCCUUUUCCUCCAGCUCGGGUGAGAUGCACUAGGUCCAUGCGUUUUGGCGGGGAUUGGGUGACUUUGGUUAAGAGCGCAGCCUGGGCCACCCACGGCUAGGGUGACACCCCCGGGCCCAGCCUUUCCCUGGACUAGUUUGGUCACAUCUAUAGCGCAUCUGUGAAUGAAUCCAAGCGCUUACAAGUGUAAACCUCAAAGAGCGAGAUGUUUCUCAUGUUGCCAGCCUUUGUGGAGAAAUGACAAAUAAAAAAACACCCCGCACGCGUGGUGCUGUGUGCAGAAUUCAUCCUUGCUCAGCAGCUGCACUCGCAGAAUAAAUAAACUAAUUCUAUGCUGAUACAAAAUCAAAAGCAAUUUAAUUAAAGACUCUUAAGUUUUAAAGGGUUUUAAAUGCUAUACAUUUUGGGGAAAUAUCAGAAAAUGUAGCUUGACUGACGUCAGUUCCCAUCUCUGGGAUGGGAAGCCAUUUGCUAUUCUGUUUAAGGCAGGCUGGAUUGUCUUAUUUUGGAGCCAGCUUGGUGGGGGGUUUUCUUUGCUGCUGCUUCAGAGCUCUGAGCUUCAAAGGCUGAAAUUAAUGGUGAACAAAAUUGUGCGGCUCUGACCAUCCCAUGCGGGGCAAACCCAUCGAGGGUUAUCAUUAAGUAAAGAAAUAAAGAAAAAAAAAAAACCUGCCAGUUCCAAAAAAAACCUCAUCAGAUAAUGACCUCUGUGAUUGGGUUUUCAUUACCAAACAGUAUCCAGAGAUUGUCUGCCCCACAGAAGGGAAAAAGAAAAAAAAAAAAAAAAGAAAGAAAAUAAAAAGAAAGAAAAAGCAACUGUGUCUCUCUCUCUCUUUCUCUCUCUCGCUCUCUCUCUUUCCUUUUUUUUUUUGCACAUCUUUUCUUUAAACCUGUCAGAUCAUUUCAGUAUUUCAAAUCCGAGGAAAACAGCCUGCCUGCUGCUGUAUUUGAAGUUGUAAUGGUGUCAAAAAGUCACGACUGACUGACAGCCGUCAGUCCCAGAGGAGCUCAUUAAAUCAUAAAAACUUGACAAGGAAAUAAUUGAGCAUCACUGGCAACUUGGCGCCUGUUUAGACAUUUUUAUUUUCUUUCAUUAUUAGUCCCCACCAUUACGUUCAUUAACAAAUUGCAUUAAACAACUGUUAAGGGCUAA